Closterium sp. Naga37s-1 is the source of this 1560-nucleotide messenger RNA. NCBI's taxonomy places the organism in Eukaryota, Viridiplantae, Streptophyta, Zygnematophyceae, Desmidiales, Closteriaceae. The record is from the annotation of a GenBank genome assembly.
AUGCGGACCUUCGUCGGAGCGCACCGGCCACUGCGGCUGCUUCCCGACCCCCGCACGCCCGCGCCACUCUCCUCCUCCUCCUCCUUCUCCCUUUCCGCCUGUUUGAUCGCCCACCGCCUGGCGCGCAAGCAUCUCGGCGCAUCUGCGCGCGCGCUGCCGUGCCCGCGCGCCACUCCGCCGCCCCGUUGUCUGCCGAACCAUCAGCCCUUGGCGUCCAGACCGCCCUCGCCCCGACCCCCCUGCCAGCGACCACUCGCUCUUCCGCACGGCGCCCCUGCCCGCCGCCUUCCACGCUCUCCGCAACGCCUCGCACCGCCUGCCGCUGACCCACAUCGCCCCGCGUCCGUCCUUCCGCCUGCCCGCCGUUGCCUUCUCCGCGUCGGCGGCACCGCCAGAGCCGGGGUGGGCUGCGGGGGGCGGAGGCGGAGGAAGGGGAGGAGAGAGAGAGGGGGAGGAAGUGGAGGAGGGGAGGAGGGGGAAGAGGGGGAGGAGGGGGAGGAGGGGGAGCGCGAGGGGAUGGAGUACGACGUGGUGGUGGUUGGCGGGGCUGGCGGCCGCGACUGGGCUGAAGCAUGUGGCUGUCCGUCGGUGUGUGCGGUGGAGAAGGGCGCGCAGGCAGCAGGUGCACGUCAAGAGCUCUUGACGACACGCUGUCUGAGGAGCUCGAUCACUGGCCUGCGCACCGUAGGAGCGCGUGCUGCCAAUGCAGACAGCUGGAACGCGAGUUGUGACGCGCCAUGCAUGUGGCGCCGUGUGUCUCUGUCUGGCGAAAAUGAGCCUGCGCACACACCCUGUCCCACCUUGGACCGUAGGCGCGCACACCCUGUCCCACCUUGGACCGUGUUUGAGCCGCGUGCGCACACCCUGUCCCACCUUGGACGAGCUGCUGCCGCACUGGCAGGUGGGGUUGGGUGGAUUGGAGGGGAGGUAAAUGAGGGAGAGGGGGAGGAAGAGGGGGGAGGGGGGGUAGGUGGGGGUGGGUGGGUAGACGGGGGUAAAGCGCCCAUCAGCGUGGCGGUGACGCGUGAUCGCUUCAUGCACCUCAUUAAGUCCCUGCCCGUGCCACUGCCACCGCCUUCCUCCAACCACGGCAACUGCGUCAUCAGUCUGAGCGAGCUAGUGCGGUGGAUGGCGGGCAGGGCGGAGGACAUGGACGGAGAUCUACCCGGGAGGGCUUCGCUGCCAGCAAGUGCACCUCGCCUCCUCUUUCCUCUGCUGCCCAUCACCCGUCCCAACUUCCUCCCUCGUCUCGCACCCCCUUACCUUACCUCACACACACUGCCAUGCCAUGUUCCGCCCCUCUCUCAAUGCUUCCUCUCUCACGUCCUCUUCUCUUCCCUCCCCACCGCCCACUGCUCUCUCCACUGCCCAUCCCUCUACCCCCUGCACUGCCACUGCCCAUCCCUCUCUUGUGUGGGAGGUGAUGGCGGCAUGCUCACUGCGUCUCAAGGUGGGCGCACAGCACCAGACACACGUGUCGGGGGUCAAGGGGGUGAGCGGCUCUGCCAGUGGGUAGCCGACAAGGGAGCGUGGCCACGGCAGAUGGGUCUGGGGCCCUAG